AGGAUAUCCUUGCCACGCUUCCACCAUGCGAAUAUAAAAACCACGGGAACGUGCAAAUCGUGACUCUCCCAUCUUCGACCGUGAAAUCUCCGGUUAAGAACAAUGGCCGACGUGGAUACGACCACCAUCCACCUCAUCGACACUGAAGAUAGGGUUAGUAGCCUUGUCGAUGUGAUCAACGCACAUCGCUUCGAGCCACUCUACAUCGAUCUGAAAGGUGUCAAUCUCUACCGCGGAGGUACCCUGAGCCUGAUGCUAAUCUACCUGGAAUGCACUAACGACAUCUAUGCAGUGGAUCUCCAGACCCUCGGCGCCCGGGCCUUCUCGACGACCGCGAGUUCCCGUUUCUACGACACCACCAGCCUCCAAACCAUCCUCGAGUCCCCCGAAACCCCCAAGGUCUUCUUCGGGGUGUGGGAUGGCUCGGACGCGCUGUUCAACCAGUUCCAGAUCCUCAUCCAGGGCGUCGACGACCUCCAGCUGAUGCAGCACGCCGCCUCGGGCGGGUGGCUGCGCGGCAACGGCCGGGUGACCAACCUCGCGGCGUGCAUCAGGGACGACGCCGGGCUGACCGAGCCCGAGGCGCGCCGCUGGCGGGCCGACAAAGAACGCGGCCGCUCCGGCUACUUCUACAUCGGCCGCGACGGCGACGACCACAUCCUGCGUCGCCGGCCGCUGGACGACGACUUCCUGAACUACUGCGCGGCAGAUGUCGCGUACUUCCCCAGGCUCCGCCGCCGGUAUUCGCGCCCGCUGGACGUGUUCUGGAGGUGGAUGGUGGAGCGAGCGGCGCAAGCCCGGGUCGCUGAGUCCCAGGAGCCCAGGUUUCGGACUCGCGGUGGCUGGCGCGGUCGGAUCCUCGGGCCCUGGGAUGGGCAUCGGGUGCAGGGUCUGCGGACGAAGUUCGUCGAAGAGACUGGGGAAGAUUACGAGUUUGAGAAGGGGUGGGCGGUUAAAUGCAAGAAUUGGCGACAAUGACUUGUGAGCAUACGGACCGAGCCUUUCUUGCGGUGAGGUUUAUCUAAGUUCUUCCUUUCUACCAAAUGAAU
Aspergillus japonicus CBS 114.51 is the source of this 1049-nucleotide messenger RNA. RefSeq lists its product as uncharacterized. The record is from RefSeq and is a predicted model, not a curated record. The transcript has 2 exons. Gene Ontology annotation, molecular function: nucleic acid binding. Bases 103 to 978 code for a protein of 291 amino acids. Lineage: Eukaryota; Fungi; Ascomycota; Eurotiomycetes; Eurotiales; Aspergillaceae.